UUUUUUUAAUACCUCUUCUUUUGUCUUAUUUUGUCUCAAUUUCGUCAUCAUCAUACUAUCAACAUUACCAUUAUCUCUGUAAUUGUGUUCCUCUCUGAUGCUCUCUACAACUUUACUCUAUUUCAUUUUUCUCUUGUUUACACCAAUCCAAUCACACAUUGAUUCACUUAUCACACGUUGGUCUUUAUCAUUAUAACAUUAAUAACAUUGGUACUUUCUUUUUCUUUUUUUCACCCUUGUUUCCUCCCUUUCCUUUGUUUUUUGCCUCUGUGCGCUGGUUUGAUACCAUUGGGUGAUCAUGGUUAAAGAAUCAAUCAAGCUGAUUAUCAAUCAGGAAAGCAAGUUUUCAUCCUAUCUCUCGGGUGACCGUAUCAAUAUUGGGAGCAAAUCCAUGAGUGAUCACGAGGAAGAAGAGAAUGGUAAAAACGAUGCUCUCUCUGCUCCUCAUAACGGUCCCCUUGGUAAUGGCUCAAUGAUUGACAACGAAGCUUGCGGUAUUCGAGAUGUAUGGGCUAAAAAUUUAUAUGAUGAGUUUAAAGUUAUUCGACAAGUGGUUCAAAAGUAUCCUUUUAUAGCUAUGGAUACUGAGUUCCCUGGAGUUGUGGCCAGACCGAUUGGUGAAUUUCGCUCUUCCUCUGACUAUCAAUUUCAACUGUUGAGGUGUAAUGUUGAUCUGUUGAAAAUAAUCCAACUUGGUUUAACCUUCCUCGAUGAUAAUGGUAAAACGCCACCCGGUUACAGUACAUGGCAAUUCAACUUUAAAUUUAGCCUUUCAGAGGAUAUGUUCGCCCAGGACUCCAUCGAGUUACUUCAAAAUUCUGGUAUCCAAUUCAAAAAACACGAGGAAGAUGGAAUAGAUCCACUUGAUUUCGCUGAACUUCUCAUAACAUCCGGAAUAAUCUUGAACGAUGAUGUCAAAUGGCUCUCUUUUCACAGUGGCUACGAUUUUGGUUAUUUACUAAAAAUCACGACAGAUCAAAAUUUACCGACCGACGAGUCUGAAUUUUUUGAACUUCUCCGUUUAUAUUUUCCAUCCAUUUAUGAUAUAAAAUAUCUAAUGAAAAGUUGUAAAAAUCUUAAAGGUGGUCUCCAAGAGGUUGCUGAUCAAUUAGAAUUGCAAAGGAUUGGACCACAACAUCAGGCCGGUAGUGAUAGUCUCCUGACUGGAUCAGCCUUCUUUAAAAUGAGAGAGAUGUUCUUUGAAGAUAACAUCGAUGAUGCAAAAUAUUGCGGCCACCUUUAUGGUUUAGGAGCAUCUUAUAUCAUGAAUGGUAACUGUCCGCCAGAAAAUACAACAGAGCCAACGUCAACAGCAACAACAUCAUCUACAACGACGUCUUUACAAACCACAACAUCAUCAAGCUCUUGAUGAAAUUAAUACUAGUUAAGAGCUACUCAAAAUUUAGUACCUAACCAUACACAUAAAUACAAUCUCUAUUUCUCUCUCACCGGAACAGAAAAAGAGCAAAACAAAACCCUGUUUUGAAUAUCGAUCAAAGAUUUCAUAAAAUCUGGGCUACUCUUGCUUCUUUUUCUUCUACUUUCUCCUUAGGACCCUUUUUCCUUCCCUUUUUCCCUUUCAACCAUUUUUCCUUUUCCCUUGUCUCUAUCGGACCUUAUUCAGACCCGAUAAGAAGUUAAUUGUAUCUUCUCGCAUGUUCCAAAGAUCAUUGUUUUAUAUUCAUCCUAUCGGGCCUGAAUAAUGGCCAUAUUUUUUAAAUCUUAAUAAUAAGAAGAAACCAGGAAAAGAAAAUUGGUGAUAUUUUGUGUUUUUAACAUACAAUCUGUUUUGAUUACGAAAAAAUAGAAGAAAAAAAAAUACUUCAACUUCCUA
Molecule: messenger RNA, 1834 nt
Organism: Tetranychus urticae (two-spotted spider mite)
Lineage: Eukaryota; Metazoa; Arthropoda; Arachnida; Trombidiformes; Tetranychidae
Gene: Pop2
Product: CCR4-NOT transcription complex subunit Pop2
Cellular component (GO): CCR4-NOT complex
Molecular function (GO): poly(A)-specific ribonuclease activity; nucleic acid binding
Source: RefSeq, a predicted model, not a curated record